Molecule: messenger RNA, 3222 nt
Organism: Ophidiomyces ophidiicola
Lineage: Eukaryota; Fungi; Ascomycota; Eurotiomycetes; Onygenales; Onygenaceae
Gene: DOA4
Product: ubiquitin-specific protease doa4
Exons: 3
Coding region: 1-3222 (1073 amino acids)
Biological process (GO): protein deubiquitination
Cellular component (GO): cytoplasm
Molecular function (GO): cysteine-type deubiquitinase activity
Source: RefSeq, a predicted model, not a curated record
AUGGACAUGAGAUCACUACAGGAAAUGGCGAAAUCUUUGAGCCUGGAUGGACAAGUCUCCCUCAAUGAGCUUGUUCGACUUUCAGAGGAAGCCAUCCAGAAAUCUAGCGAUUUAAAGGAACAGGGACAACUUGACCUGGCUCUAAUGCAGUAUCUUCGUGCUUCUGAUAUCGUCAUAAAUAACAUUCCAAAUCAUCCUGAUUUUAAUUACAUGAACCAACAUCACCCUCGAUGGGCGGAUCAAUUUUCUAGACUGCUCAUGACUGUCAACUCCCAACACACGAGUAUGGAGAAUAUAAAACGCAGAAUUCUCUCGGAUAACGAUGCUCCUGGGGCAAGACCAAAUUCUCUGCCAUAUCCUCCUUCCCCACAGCGCCGUUCAGCUGAUUUGUCCCAGCACGAAGGGGGACGUAGACUUAGUGAAAGACCAAUUAGCCCCCCGAGCCCGGCAACUUUUCAGCACCCAUCGAGUUUGCGGCCCGGUGCGCAAAUGCCUAGCAGCCAUGGGAAGAAAUCAAAGCCUGAAAUCAGACCAAAACCAGAGAAUUUGACACAAAGGUUUUUAGAAGAUCCACAGUCACUGCAUGACCCGCUUGCACAACGCUUUGCUAGCCUCAGGAAUUCUCAUCACAUCACAGCUACUUCUGAAUACCAAACCAUUCAGAGCAAUGGCUACCCACACCAAGCUCCACAACAUUCGCCAUCUCGUAGCGGUCGACCCCUUUCCUUACCUCUUUCCCGAUCCCUUAUGGACCCUCCAUCCCGUCCUUUAGGACCACGACAAAUGAAUUCGCCGCAAAGCCACCCUCCCGCGUUACCACCCAAAGUUCCUAUUUCCCCCAUUGAGCCGCUUCCUAGAUUCCCAAGUCCUGCGUACAGUCCUAUGAAUAUUACCCCAUCAAAGCCGCCUUCCAAUCCUCCCAGAACAUCGACCGAUAGUCUUCGCUCUGUUUGUCAAAAACAGGUAUCAGGAAUUGACCGUUUAAACGAUUCACUUGAUGAAAACCCAUAUCGGUCUCGUACUCCUAAUGGCAUCCAUGUCGAAGCGGACACUGGAAGAAAGACGAUUGAUAUUUCUGUCGGUACAACAAUAACCGCUGAUGUUUUAUUCAAGUACCUACGAAAAUAUGAUAUUUUACUUAUUGAUGUUCGUUCGCGGGAGCAAUACGACAGUGGCCACAUAUAUUCAAAUUCUGUAAUUUGUGUGGAACCUGUCGUUCUCAGAGAAAAUGUAUCUGCGGAGGAGCUUGAAGACCGUUUAAUAAUAUCACCUGAAUUUGAGCAAGCACUCUUUUCACGACGGAACGAAUUUGAUCUUGUUGUGUACUAUGAUCAGAGUACAAGUGACUCGUCUUACUUAGCUGGAUCUCCUGCGUCUAGCCCUGUACCUCAUCUACGAGCUCUCUAUGACACUCUUUACGAAUUCAACAUGUACAAACCACUCAGGGAUGGCCGACCGCCCGUUCUGCUUGUGGGUGGACUUGAUGCUUGGGUUGAUCUAGUUGGGCCGCAGUCAUUGGCGACAACUCACACUGCUGUUAUAAUGCAUACGGUUGGAGCACGUACAUCUACCCCGGGAAGACGCCAGCCACCAAGAAGAAUGCCCACUGUCAGUGCUAACUCAAGCUGGGAAGUGAAGAAAAGAAGGCUUCGUGAGUUUACGCCUCUGAAUCCAGAAGAAGAACGAGCAUGGCUAGAGAAGGCGAAAACAGAGGAGAUAGACCCGACUAGCUAUGUUGCAGAAGCCGGUGGUAUCACAGAAGAACCUGAAGAUCUUGAGGCUUCUGGCACGGAAUCAAACUCGCCUUUUGUACAUACUUAUGAGGAUUUCUUCCGACGAUUCCCAGAGCCCCAGGAUAUCCGUCAGUCCAUGGCGAGUAUUCCCUCAAACCCGCCGGCAUACGCCCAAUACACCGACGAACCACCUAUUGCACCUCCGUCUCGGCCACCGCCAGCAGUACCCCGUCCUUCGUACAGCGGAGUUGCCGAUGACCGUCACCUCCAACCUCCUCUUGCGCGUCAAGCUUCUGCAACUAAGCACGCUUUAUAUAAAUCAGUUUCCCCUCUCGAUCGCAUAAAACUCCCCCGUACUGGUCUCGUUAAUCUUGGGUCAACAUGUUAUAUGAAUUCCAUCAUUCAAAGUUUAAGUGCUACAACAGAACUUACUAAAUUCUUCUUUGAUAAUCGAUUUCACACCCAGGUACAAAAAAACUGGAAGGGUUCUCAAGGCGUUUUACCUGGACUCUAUGCCAAUCUGAUUCGAUCAUUGUGGAAGAACGACGUUGAAGUGAUCAGACCUACCUCAUUUCGAAAGUUUGUCGGCCGGCUAAAUCCAGAGUGGGCUGGAAGUCAGCAGCAGGAUGCUAAAGAGUUCUUCGACGUUCUCGUCGAUUGCUUGCACGAGGAUCUCAAUCUGAACUGGCAAAGGACACCCCUGCGCCCACUGACAACUGAGCAAGAAAUGCGUCGUGAGCAGAUGCCGAUCAACCAAGUAUCGGGAAUCGAAUGGAAUCGCUAUUGUCAUCGCGAAUUGUCUUACAUAUCAUCUCUUUUUGCUGGGCAACAUGCAAGUCGGUUGCGCUGCACGACUUGCCGGCGCACAUCCACCACAUAUGAAGCAUUUUACAGCAUUAGCGUCGAAAUUCCGGUGUCGGGCUCGGGGGAUAUUUACCAAUGUCUUCGUAGUUACUGCCACGAAGAGAUGCUCAGUGGAGAUGAAGUUUGGAAGUGCCCGCAUUGUCGCACGGAGAGGGAAGCGACCAAACAAAUCAUUCUCACCCGUGCGCCUCGCUUCCUCGUUUUUCACUUUAAGCGCUUUUCUGCCUCCCACAGCCAACAGGCGAGAAAAAUACAUACAGCCGUCAAUUUUCCCUUGUCUGGGCUAGAUAUGAGCCCUUUCAUGGCCCAACUCGAACCCAGCCGCCCUUCCUCACCCCAGGCCAACACAAACGCUUCAACUUUGGCUCAAACUGAACUUACACCCCACGAGCUGGCGACGUCUCCCCCAUACAUCUACAAUGCUUACGCUGUGGUGCAGCAUUUGGGAUCAACGAUCCACGAGGGCCACUAUAUUGCCUUAGUUCGUGAUAAUAAUCGCGACUGCUGGCGAAAAUUCGACGAUCACCGAGUAACAGACUUCAGGCCUGGUAGUCCUCGGUCUUCGGAUUGUCUUCAGAAUGAGCAGGCGUACCUCGUGUUCUACGAACGAGUUCCGGCUCAUUAA